This is a messenger RNA of Acaulospora morrowiae, 582 nucleotides long. NCBI's taxonomy places the organism in Eukaryota, Fungi, Glomeromycota, Glomeromycetes, Diversisporales, Acaulosporaceae. The record is from the annotation of a GenBank genome assembly.
AUGUUAUUACACCAAUGCAAUGCCGUUGCUUUUACCAAUGCAGAGAUUUAUAGUUUAGGUGCUACUAGAACACGUGACAGAAACCGUGGAAAAGAAGCCGAUGAAUCGUUUCGUCCAAUAAAACCAGCCGUAACUGCACCAAACGGGUGCGAUGGAAAUGAUUUACCUUGGCCAAAUUUAGUUGUGGAAGUAGCCUAUACUGAAACAUUGGCUCAUGUCCAAGAAACGUUGCGCUACUGGUUAAGUCCUGGUCGCGCCCAUGAUUGUAUUAUUGUUAAAAUCGAUCCGGUUCCCCAAGGCCAAGCACCGGUCCGUAUGAGGGCUUGGCAUUACUGUGUCUCAGCAGUUAUAGGAACGAGAAAUACAGUUCCUCUUGUAACUACGUUUGAAUUUGGAACCAAAGAUGACACGGGAACUGCAACAAAUAUUAAUCAAGGUCAAUGCAUUAUUAACAUAUCAUCAAGCUGUCUUUAUCAUGGGUUGAAGCCUCCUACACAAAUUCCUCAAAAUCUUCCUGAUCCUAUUCCACUGGAUUUCUACUUUGCUCAACGUGCCGUCACACAAGCAUUUAACAUUUACUAG